This is a messenger RNA of Colletotrichum spaethianum, 1098 nucleotides long. RefSeq lists its product as uncharacterized. The record is from RefSeq and is a predicted model, not a curated record. The transcript is spliced from 3 exons. Bases 1 to 1098 code for a protein of 365 amino acids. Lineage: Eukaryota; Fungi; Ascomycota; Sordariomycetes; Glomerellales; Glomerellaceae.
AUGGACGACCCGACGCUCCUGAUCCAUUGGCUCUUCAGCUGCUGCGCCGUCUUUAUCAUGGUGGUCAGGCUGUUGUGGAAAAAGAUCGCCAAGCAGGAUUUCAACCUGGGUGACUGGUUCACUGUCGCUGCCAUCAUCUGCGCAUUGACUCGGCUUGGCCUCAUUCACGUCGUCUUGACCUGGGGAACAAACAACGUGUCUGCGGCGUAUCGGAAAAAUCACACCUUCACCGAUAAGGAAAUUUAUAGGCGAGAGAUCGGCAGCAAACUGUCCAUUGCGAACCGGGUUUUUUACAACUCCUAUCUAUGGCUGCAAAAACUUGUACUGCUCGACGUUUAUCGUCGACUGCUAUUGAAUCUCCGGUUUGAGAAACUCACCAUUUGGUCGUUCUGCGUCAUCUUCUUCGGCACCUAUGUCGCCUGUCAGGUGACGACGUUCAGUGAAUGCUACCCCUUCCACUUAUACUGGCAGGUUGUCCCUGACCCAGGCUCUUGUUCCGCGGCUCAGCUACAACUUGUCGUCGUCGGCGUCCUCAAUAUAGUGACCGACUUCAUGCUCCUUGUGCUACCACUACCGUUGGUCUUCUCACUGAAGACCCCUUGGCAACGCAAGCUCCAGCUGUAUGCUCUUUUCACACUUGGCAUUUUCAUCAUCGCCAUUACCGUCAUCCGUCUCCCCAUCAACAUUACGAACAAGAACAGCCAGGUCAACCGAACUACUUGGGCCAGCACCGAGCUGCUGACUGCCGCCCUCGUCGUAAACAUGCCAACGAUGUAUGGGUUGUGGAACAAGAGAAGGAAGGCAAAGUCAUCAGCGCAUACCUAUGGGGACCCGUCAGGGCUCCACUAUUACGGUCGAGCAACUAACAUAUCGACUGCUCAUCGAUCUACAGUUGGACGCGGCAACCCAGAUGAAGCGUUUGCCAUGGACACACGACAUAAGAUGGGGCCUAUGGAUGGAAUCAUGCAGACCAAGGAGGUGAUCGUGUCGGAGUUCAGGCAGGAGACGGAUCGCAAAUGCGGGCCGUAUGUACAUCUGCCCGAUGAUGUGGAGAAUGCAUCGAGCCAUUCAAGCGAACAUGGCAUAUUGAAGAAGUAA